Molecule: messenger RNA, 981 nt
Organism: Botrytis deweyae
Lineage: Eukaryota; Fungi; Ascomycota; Leotiomycetes; Helotiales; Sclerotiniaceae
Exons: 1
Coding region: 1-981 (326 amino acids)
Source: RefSeq, a predicted model, not a curated record
AUGUUCGAAAAGAACUUUCAACUGAACAACAACUUCGUUGCAUCAAGAUCUCCCUUCUCCCUCCCUCCUCGAAUUUCAAACAUUGAAAUCAUGCCGUCUCCGAGACCAACUAUCAAGAGUUUCUUUGUGGCUGCCAAAAACUUAGUGAUACAGAAAAGAAAAUCUGGAUUCUCCUCUAGGGCUACCAGGUCUUACUUGGCCUUUUCGCCACCUCUAAACGUCCUUCGCAAUGAUGUUAUUCCCUCGCCUGUGCUUACCACAGGUUCUUUGAUAACUUGCGAGGAGGGUUCUGUGACUGAGGUACCAAGUGAUAUGCAUAGGGGUGCAAUUCUUGAGUUUGAACAUCGACCUUUUGGCAAUAGAGAUCCUUUGACUGAGGACCAGUUUCACAUAUUGGAGUGGUUAGAUGAGUCUGAGAUUACAUUCUUUGAGGAGAAAACGAUAUGGAAUGAUGUACCAGAGCAUGAAGUGUUCAAUGAUGACCUGUUUUUCGCUGCAACCGAGAGUGAAGCGUCUCAGGAUGAAUCACAGAACGAGGGCGAAGAAUUCGAGGAAAACUAUGGUGUACCAGAAGAGGACUACAGCGAGUAUUACUGGGAGGCAAUGGCGGAAACGGGCGAUGAGGGAAGAGAUAUCCAGCAGGACCUCGACGAUGUUGUAGUUCGGCUCACAGUCAUUGGCCUAAUGACAGAAGGCCGUAAGGAGACCAGCUCGGCAGUUUCUGCCUUGGGAUUGUUUGAUGAGGAUAGAUUUGAGACUGUUCCAUCUGUGUUGCCGGGUGAAUUUGACGAAGGAGAAAUGGAAUCCACAUCGCGAGAUGUCAAUAUGCGCUUGGAAGAGGCACAGACACAGAUACACGAACAGGAAUCUCAAAGAACUUCGUUAAGUUUGAGAAAGACGAUAAGUAACAAGUGGACUGAAGUUAGAGUUAGCCUGCGUUGGAAAAUGUCUUUUUCGUCUUUACAGACAAAAGAUACUUGA